Molecule: messenger RNA, 1755 nt
Organism: Phascolarctos cinereus (koala)
Lineage: Eukaryota; Metazoa; Chordata; Mammalia; Diprotodontia; Phascolarctidae
Gene: POLR2C
Product: RNA polymerase II subunit C
Biological process (GO): transcription by RNA polymerase II
Cellular component (GO): RNA polymerase II, core complex
Molecular function (GO): DNA binding; protein dimerization activity
Source: RefSeq, a predicted model, not a curated record
CUGGCAUCCGGCGACGUCAGUGGCGGCGCGCAGUUGGUUGGGUGAACCGCAGAGCCCAGGGCCAAGCGUGGGGGCCGGGGGCCGUUUUGGAUCGCGAUGCCGUAUGCCAACCAGCCCACGGUGCGGAUCACCGAGCUCACGGACGAGAACGUCAAGUUCAUCAUCGAGAAUACGGACCUGGCAGUGGCCAAUUCCAUCCGCAGAGUCUUCAUCGCAGAGGUGCCCAUUAUAGCCAUAGAUUGGGUCCAAAUUGAUGCCAACUCAUCAGUGCUGCAUGAUGAGUUCAUUGCGCACAGACUUGGAUUAAUCCCUCUUACAAGUGAUGACAUUGUAGACAAGCUGCAAUACUCCAGGGACUGUGCAUGUGAAGAGUUUUGUCCUGAGUGCUCAGUAGAGUUUACACUUGAUGUGCGUUGCAAUGAGGAUCAGACUCGCCAUGUCACAUCUCGGGAUCUCAUUUCUAAUACUCCCCGAGUUAUUCCGGUGACAUCCCGGAGUAGAGACAAUGACCCCAAUGACUAUGUGGAACAGGAUGACAUCCUCAUUGUCAAACUCCGGAAAGGCCAGGAACUGAGACUACGAGCCUAUGCUAAAAAGGGCUUUGGCAAGGAGCAUGCCAAGUGGAACCCUACAGCUGGAGUGGCCUUUGAGUAUGACCCAGAUAAUGCCUUGAGGCAUACAGUUUACCCAAAGCCUGAAGAAUGGCCAAAGAGUGAAUAUUCUGAGAUUGACGAGGAUGAAGCUCAGGCUCCCUAUGACCCCAAUGGCAAACCAGAGAGAUUCUACUACAAUGUGGAGUCCUGUGGCUCUCUUCGCCCAGAAACCAUUGUCCUUUCUGCUCUGUCUGGUUUGAAGAAGAAGUUGAGUGACCUUCAGACCCAGCUAACCCAUGAGAUCCAGAGUGAUGUUCUGACUAUAAACUAGCAGCAGUCAUUUCUACCAGAAAUGGGACUCAAGGAAAAUGGAUGCACUUCUAGCCUGAGCUUCUGCUUGCCACUGUAGAGUGGACUAAAAUUUAGUUGGUUCAAAGUCCUGGCUAGCACAUUGCAGCUUUUAAACCCGUUGCCAGGUUAGGAUGUAAUUAGCUUAGGAAGAUAACAUGGGAAGUAGAGAUGGGAGGCUUCACUCCCCACAGGGUCUCAUCCUGGUCUCCUUGGGUUGGUCUCUUCCUUUAGUAUGAACCGAAAAUAAAAAGCCUUAUCCCCCUGGGCAUCAACAAACAUUUUGGAGGAUGAGGUGAGUAGGUCCAUCCUUUAUUAAAUCCUUGUCGUAAACAACCUUAAGGCUAUACUGAGCCUUAAGUACAUCUCUACUGUUGCACCUUUGUUAGCAGCAGCAGGGAAAAUUCUCUGCCCCAGAUUGUAGGCCCAAUCUUUCAGUGAGUUACUUAUUCUCUGGUAGUGCUUCACCUGGCUGGGUUUGAGCCUUUAUUGAGUACAGUGUUUUCUCCUAGGUUUGUUUUGAAGUGUUCUGUUAAUUUCUUACCAGUCCCCAGCUUAGGCCCACUGCCUUCUCAACCCUAAACUCCUCUACCUGUAGCUUGAUCACUUAGUUGAGAAGAGAAAGCAAGCAUCCUUCAGUGUUUUCUUGAUGAGAGUGGGUUAGCCCUGACUCCAUACCACUGGCUCCAAAGGAAAGUACAUCAGGGGAUAGUUGGGUGACAAAUCAGAAAAGCAAAUCAGAUAGUAAGGGUCCUUUAUUGAUGAGCAGGUUUUUAAAAAAAAUCAUUUUUGGCAAUAAACAGCACAUAAUUUU